Molecule: messenger RNA, 2557 nt
Organism: Mizuhopecten yessoensis (Yesso scallop)
Lineage: Eukaryota; Metazoa; Mollusca; Bivalvia; Pectinida; Pectinidae
Product: 5-hydroxytryptamine receptor 4-like
Exons: 3
Coding region: 1274-2272 (332 amino acids)
Biological process (GO): adenylate cyclase-activating adrenergic receptor signaling pathway
Cellular component (GO): membrane
Molecular function (GO): G protein-coupled receptor activity
Source: RefSeq, a predicted model, not a curated record
AUCAAAUUUUAUAUUUUGUUUUCUUGAAAGCAAAUUGUCUUUGCUUCACCAGAAGUACAUUAAGGAGUGAAGUAAUCGCCUGUCGACUGUGUACUGAAAAAUGUCAAAGUGUUGUAGGGCGAUUUCUGUUUUUCUAUUUCUGGUGUACUGGUAUAUAGUGUAGAUCCCACUGCGUUCAGCGCCAUGUAGAGUGCGCGGAGUUGUUACAACGCUCUGCUGUGUUAUAGGGAGGACAUUCCUACCAGUCGUACACAUGUAGUGUAAAACUCUACAUUUUCUACAACAUACAUGUACCUACUCAUUAUGGAAUACAGUUAUAAUAAGGAUCCAACGGAACUUCUUACCAAUACGUAGACGAGCAGGGCUUUUACUAUCAAGAAAAGGAAAGAAAGCACAAGAACAUCAGGAAAGUACAGUCCGGACAGAUAACCGUACUGUUCAUAGACAAGGUCAUCAUAACAAAUAGAAACAAAGGAAAACAUUAGAAGGAAAUGAAUCAACUCGUCAUUGAGAUUCUACAGUGCAUUUGACGGUUAUGAGAACCUCUAUCUAAAAGUCAAAACAUAAACACACAAAACUUUCUUACAAAGAACUGGUCAAAAACCUGACAUGUGUUACCAGCUGUUUCAUCUAAAGUUGAAUAGAGGAAAUGUUAUGAAAGAAAUGUCGGAAUAUUGUUGUUAAUCAUCAGAUGUCGUAAAUGUUUACGUUUAAAUUAGAUAUAACUAUUGAUACUCAAAUGUGCAGUGUUCUGAACAUUACUGCGAUGAUGGUUAGUGAAAGUGAAAACAAAUCGUCAUAGAGCAGUAUUAUUCGUCAACCGUGGUUUACAUUAAAUUUUCAACCAGAUGUAAAAUCAAUAUGGUCAUAUAACAGAACGUUUGAGUAAGGUGAAAGGUCGACACACUUUUCAGUUCGUCAGUUGAACUCUGUGAAAAACGGGUAUACUUGAAAUAUGCAAUGUCUUAUCGAUUGUACUGUGUUCCUACGCACAUCAUGCCUUAAGGAGUUAUGCUAUUUAGGAUUGAAUGAACAGCAUCUAUCGGCUAGGGCUAAUUACUGCUUAAUGAAUCGUAUUGUUGCGGUUUUUUUGUGUUUCUGCUCUUGUCUGCGACAGGAAAUCAAAAUGAAAAAGUUACAAUACAAACAACAUUACACGUGGAAUUAUACAACUAGCCUAAUUUAACUAGAAAUUCUCUUAACGAUCAAGCUGAGUAAAUCGUUGCCCUUUCCACAUCGAACCAACUGCGGAUUUUGUAAGAUUUAAUUCAGUAUGGAGAAUGAGACCGUGAAUCUAAGUUGCCGGCCCGAGCCUAAACCGGAACAGAUCUUGGGAGAUGGCGUGGUUUCGACACUUGUAAUCAUUUGCCUUUCAAGCCUUCCGGUAUUGACAAUAUUAGGAAACCUCUUGGUCAUCAUCAUCAUUGUCAGACGCAGUAACUUCCGGCAGAAAGCCAAUGUGUUUGUAGUGUCUUUGGCCAUUGCUGACAUUGCUGUAGCAAUUUUCGUGAUGCUGUUUUCCAUACUGCAGGAAGUGAGUAACAUGGCGUGGCUAAGUGAUCCAAAUAUCUGUCUCAUGGCUUGGAGUUUUGAUGUGAUGUUUACCACAACGUCAAUUCUACAUUUGAUGUGUAUGACAAUAGACCGGUAUGUGGCGAUAUGUUUGCCUUUUAAGUAUCACGAUCUGAUAAGUCAAACGUGUGUGGCAACCCUACUGAUGCUCUGCUGGUCACUGCCGGCCGUAAUCUCAUUUGGAUUAAUAUUUGGUAAAGUUCACAUGAUCGGAAUAGAAGAAUAUUAUUCUUGUUCCUCUCAGUGCCAGUUCAGAGUUAAUGCCUAUUAUGCUGUCAUAUGCUCUGUCAUUUCAUUCUACAUUCCGUCAAUAUUCAUGUUAGUGCUAAAUUUUAAGAUUUUCUGGAAUGUUCGAGUUCGAACACGACAACUUCGCCAAAUGACGGACGGUAUGGCAGUGCAGUCUAAACAAAAAGAACACUUCCUCAUGAGGGAGGCUAGUGUUGCCAGGACAAUAGCCAUUAUGCUGGGGUGUUUUCUCAUAUGUUGGUUGCCAUUUUUUGUCUUCAACGUCAUCGACCCACUUAUGAACUAUACGAUCAGUGAGGUGCUUUGGAAAAUAGUGACUUGGUUCGGUUAUGUAAAUUCAACUAUAAAUCCCUAUUUGUAUUAUUUUCGUAACAGAAAAAAUCGGCCAUGCAUAUAUAAGUCUAAUGUGAUGAUGAAACGAAGUGCAAGUUGUAAAGGUCAUCAGGUGUAGUGCAACCUUUCCAAGCCGAACACCACAGGGACCAACAACAGUAAUGAGGUUAGGUUUUCCGAUACUUCAAACCGAGCUAGAUGAAGAUAUAUCGAAAAACAGGUUUACAAGUGACACUGAAAAAGCAAAGUGUUUUAUAGUUUGUUGUUUUGCUGAAUACAUGUGUCAUUGAAUUAAAUAGUAAGCUGGAGAAGACAGUAAAAAAACCCACAUUACAAUCAAUUUAUAACAAUUAUGUUUGAUAUGGACACAUAAAUGCUCAACAUUAAAAAUGUUAUUCACUUU